AGCCCACUGACCCAAAAGACCCAAAGAGUGAAGCCUUACCUGUAACACCUGCCCUCGAAGCUUCCACCUGACCGCCCGCUACCUGACCUCCGCCAUGCUGGGUCAAAGGUCAUUCACGUGUCCCAUUUUCCUUCUGGUCGUCUGCAUCGACAAACCCUCGCUAGUGGACACCAAAGUUCGCAUUGACCCGCGGCGGAACGACCUCAAAGUGCCGAUCCCCGUCCCCAUGGCUUCCCCGACGCCUGACCCCGGGCCCCACAUCGUUGAGGACUCCCCCAGACAUGUGGUGGCAGCGGUGGGAUCGCCUGCUAUAGUCCCCUGCAAGACCCGAAGUAUUGGAUCCAAAUCGGUAUCAUGGAUCAGACACAGGGACCUUCACGUGCUAACAGUCGGCUCCUUCACCUUCACGAACGACGCCAGGUUCUCAGCGCACAGGGAACAGAGCACCGGCGACUGGGUUCUCGUGCUCAGGAACCCAGAACCUUCAGACUCAGGGCUUUACGAGUGCUCCAUCUCCACCAAGCCCGUCACCGCUAUCACCGUGAAGCUGCAAGUAGUGGUCCCGUCGGUGGAGCUACUGGGGGGCGGGGCCGUGUACCUGGACCGGGGCAGCACCCUGAAUCUCACCUGCAUGGUCCACUUCAGCCCCACGCCGCCUGACUUCAUCUUAUGGUACCACCGAGACAAGCUGGUGAAUUACGGUCAGCCUGGGCGGAGUAUUAACGUGAAGACCGACCACUUUGACGACACGACCCGCUCCUCCCUGCUGGUCGAGAACGCUACCUCCUGGGACUCCGGACUCUACUCUUGCAAGCCAUCCAAUGCCAAACGGGUCUCCAUCAAGGUUCACGUGCUGACUAGCGAGACUCCGGCGGCCAUGCAGACAACUACAAGCGGUUGCCAACUUGUGCGCAUGACUUCAGCCCUCGUCUCCUUACUUAUCUCCCUCUCCCUCUCUCUGUUCUCUCCCUUCCUCCCAUCGCCUCGACUAUUAUAGGUAAAGGACUAUUAUCACGGCGAUGGGAGAGAGAGAGAGAGAGAGAGAGAGAGAGAGAGAGAGAGAGAGAGAGACAGUUGCACACCCAUCCCAUUCUCUCCUCGAAAUACCAAGAACUGUUUCCCAUUUUCCAUGUAAUUAAAUGUCGUAUCUCCGUUUUCUGUUGGUUCCGUGUGUAGUGGAGGAGCCGAGGUCGUGCGGUUCUUAAUAGCCCCCAACUCAACUGUUUUACAUCCCCCCCUGUUAGAAGGCGUUACUAGCCGUUUUUCCUAGCUGUGUGUGUGUGUGUGUGUGUGUGUGUGUGUGUGUGUGUGUGCGUUAAAUAAAUAAGGAAAGAGACAGAGAGAGCGAGAGAGUGCAAGAGUGUGUGUGUGUGUGUGUGUGUGUGUGUGUGUGUGUGUGUGUGUGUGUGUGUGUGUGUGUGUGUGUGUGUGUGUGUGUGUGUGUGUGUGUGUGGACUCCAGUAUCUAAUUAUAUAUGUCAAACAGCUCUGUAUGUUAUUUACGGGGCUGCUGUCAAUGAGUUUUUUUCUUGUGUUUUUUUGGCUGUAUCAUUCUCGCAUACAGUCUGUGACCAAGCCGGCGAAACAUGGCCCAUUUAGGGGGUCGUGUGCUAAUAAUUAAAUGUACCGUCUAGUUCCAUGUGUGUAAAUACUGUUUGUAAUUCCAGCUAGUGAUGAUAUUUUUCUGUCAGUAUUGUUUUUUCUAUAUUACCGUUGAAAUAACCUGCAAAGAGUUAUUUAUAUAUAUAGACUUGUAUCUCAUCUCCGUAAGUUAUUUAAGUGAUUUGUGUAUGGAUUGAUCAUGACUUCAUUUGUGAGAUUUUUCAAACCUAAUCUAACCUAACCUUGGUAACGUUGAAAUUCAUAAGCUAAGCAAGACUCCAAUACCACAUGAUCCAAAAUUAAGUCGUUGGUCUACGAUGAAAUAUAUAAAAAAAAGGGAUUUUCUAAAAGCGCAUAUUAUAAAAAAGAGUUCAAAUGUUCCUUGAUCUUUAAAAUACUGAAAAAAAUAACAUAUAAAAGAAGGAAAUCAAUAAGUUAAGUAAACACUUUUUUUAACAUAAUCUAAAACAAAGUCGUUUGUCAUCUAUGAAAUAUUAAAAACACAUUUCUUAAAGCGUAUAUUGAAAACGAGAGUAAAAAAAUGUACAUUGGUCUCUAAAAUACAUUAAAAAAAUGUAAACUAUAAAAGAAAAGAAAACAUGAAAUAAUUAAAAUGAGCCUUGACUUCUAAAAUACACAAAAAAGAAUAUAUAUAAGAGAACAAGUACAACAUAAAGUAAAAAUAUAUAAUCGUACCUUGAAACCUUUAAAAUACACACAAAAAAUAAAAGAAAAUAUAGUAAUAUAUGAAAAAAAGAAUUGCAAUAUACCUUGACAUCCAAAAUACAUAAAAACAAACAUAUAAUAGAAAGAGAAAAAUUGUACCUCGAAAACCCAUGAAAAAUACCCCCCCCCAAAAAAAAACACAAAGAACUUCCCCACCAAUGCCACACAAAGCAUCGAGACAAGGACAAAUAAGGUGAAUAAAUCUAAGGUAAAAUAAAUCUAUAGGUGUCGCGUUCUUUACUUUCUGAGCCUGAAUAAUGAAUGGUCUUCCUGCCGGCGUGGGUGUCGUGUAUAAUAACAUGAA
Messenger RNA from Eriocheir sinensis (Chinese mitten crab), 2631 nucleotides. Its product is annotated as zwei Ig domain protein zig-8-like. Gene Ontology annotation, cellular component: neuron projection membrane. The coding region runs from base 95 to 997 and encodes 300 amino acids. The transcript has 6 exons. Gene Ontology annotation, biological process: synapse organization. The record is from RefSeq and is a predicted model, not a curated record. NCBI's taxonomy places the organism in Eukaryota, Metazoa, Arthropoda, Malacostraca, Decapoda, Varunidae.